This is a messenger RNA of Ostrea edulis (European flat oyster), 3902 nucleotides long. RefSeq lists its product as uncharacterized. NCBI's taxonomy places the organism in Eukaryota, Metazoa, Mollusca, Bivalvia, Ostreida, Ostreidae. The record is from RefSeq and is a predicted model, not a curated record. Gene Ontology annotation, biological process: signal transduction. The transcript has 14 exons. Gene Ontology annotation, molecular function: protein binding. The coding region runs from base 313 to 3780 and encodes 1155 amino acids.
AACCAUGAUUACAAAAUAAACUAUUUUUAUUUUAAUGGUGAAAUUGCUUGACUGAGACGCGGCAUUAUUCCGACAAUGUAACGGGAAUUCCUGUAACAUGGAACUACACGUGACACGGACGCGUGGCAAUUUAGUCAAUUUUGUCCAUUUCGUCAUAUCUAACAUCUUGUUGUUUUAAUAUUAAUCACGCUUCUGCGCCAUUGUGACAGACGAAGAUGAGAACGACUCAAAACCACACAGGCUCGAAGGAAUGAAAACGUAGUUACACGCACGGAAUACACUAGAAAGUCACAUUCCUCAGUACGGAAGGAGAUGGACAUUCAACAGAAGCUGUGGUUAGCGGCUCUGAAUGGAGACGCAGUAGAGGCAAGGCAACUGAUAGAAAAUGGCGCCAAAGUUAAUGCAGCCACUGAUCUGUUUAAGGCGACAGCGUUGCAUCGCGCAUCCUUAAUGGGGAAGGCAGUUGCAGUGGAUGUCCUUUUGAAGGUCGGCGCCAAUGUCAACCAAGAGGAUGGUGAUGGUCUCACGGCCCUGCAUAUGGUUGCGAACAUAGGAAACAGGAUGAUCGUGCAAAAUUUACUUCGAUCAGGAGCAUUUGUGGACGCUAAAAACAGGGAUGGUAGAACACCUCUGCACGUAGCAGCCCUGAACGGAGAUUUCAAAACAGUUCAGCUCCUCAUCUUAGAAAAGGCCGCCAUAGACGUUUUGGAUAAGCAAGGACAUACACCUUUGAAUUUAGCAAAGAUGAAGAUAACGGAAAAGAAGGACGAAGGCUUGACAGAGGCAGCUGAACCUCUGUAUAGAACUGUAGCGCUUUUAGAGAGUGAACAAAAGAAAGCGAAGGAUAUGGAAGAAGAACCCAAUCUUCUCCAUGACUUUGGAGAAGAAGUGGAGGCCAGGUUUCGUGAAUACUUGCUACAAGGCUCAGAGGAGUAUUACGAAAUCAACUUGAUGUUCAUUGGUCAAGCCGGAGUGGGGAAGACAACUCUUACCAAGGGGCUGCUGGGGGAACUUGAUCCUAGUGUGAUACCAGACAGCACCAAUGGUAUAGACCUCCAUCUGCAUCGAUGUAAAUAUGACAGGCAUUCCAGGCAUAUUUACCCAAUUUCAAAAGACAACAGCAGUCAGAUUUUAAAUCAGCGGAUAGGAACUAUGAUUCAAUUGUCUUUAAAGGAUAAACCAGUACAGUGUUCAGGGAGAAUUCCUGUAGAAUCGUUAGAACAGCCCUCUCUAGCACCCAGUUAUCUAGACUAUGGUGUGAAAGAAGCAGAGAGCACAUCAUUGUCGUAUACUACAUCCUCUCCAAGUUCCAUAGACGAAAUGAAAUCUCUAGAAAUGAUUGAAGGAAAUGAAAAUAAACCCAGUCAUGACAAUUUCAGUGAAAUGCACCACCUUGACAAAUCUUCAGUAGAGGGAUCUGAAAUGAUGGGUCCUACUGUAAAACAGGAUAAUACACUGGACUCUUUCCCUAACACCAUGGCAACCAUAGUUAGUGAUAUUUCACGCGAUUCUGCCACUGCAUCAUUUCUAUCUAUGGACGACAACUCUCCGAAUAACCUUCCCAUGCCACAAUCUGUAUCACCUUCAUCAACAAAUGUAAGAAGCCUUGUUAGUAGGGCAAAAGUGCCGUCUUCAGAAGAACGACUCGAGAGGCUUGUGCCAAUAACAAUAUGGGAUUUUGGAGGACAAGAAGUGUUUUACACAACUCAUCAAACAUUUCUGUCAUCCAGUUGCAUCUACAUGAUGGCGUUCAACUUAUUUGAAUUUUGGCGGGAAUUCAAGUCCAUCAAAGGAUCAAAUAGUACACUAAACACCAUAUCAUUCUGGGUAAACUCUGUAAUCACAUAUGCGAAGCAUGCAGUACCAGGGUAUCCAAAAAUUGUUCUCAUAGGAACACACGCUGACUGCUUUCCCGCGGAGGAGCGAGGCAAAACAUUAUGGAUGAUAUUCCAGAGACUUGAGCAGUAUUUCCGACGAAGUCUUCAGAGGCAGUACAUGAUCAUCAAUCCUCGUCAUUUUAUCGACGCUAGAGAUGCCGAGGGUGUACCAUUCGACCUUCUACGUCAGUGUGUUAUGGAAACUGCAGAAUCUUUACCCGACUGGGGAUUAGCUAUUCCACACAAGUGGGUUGUUUUAGAAAACUUGCUUGCCGAUUUAAGAUCAUGUGGGUGCAAGAUCUUGUCUAUUGAUAACCUGCAGACCAUGUUGACAGAUGAAUUUCAAUUUAAGCGUCAGGAAAUCCAAGACUUCUUGGCCUUUCAACACUCGAUCAGCAAGAUCCUUUAUUUCAAAGAUCACUAUCUUCACGAGAACGUGAUUCUGGAUCCUUGUUGGGUGAUUGAUGCAUUAUCAUCAUUUAUUACCGAUGAAAGAAUCUCAGAUUAUGAUUUCAGUGGUAAAUCUGUAGGAUGGAACAAUCUCAGGGACCGUGGACAACUGACUAUGGAUCUUAUAGAAGACGUUUGGAGAGAUUCGAAUUUUUAUCCAUUUAAAGACUAUUUACUUAGUGUCCUUUGUCGACUGGAUUUAAUCACAAGGAGCAAAAACAAGAAUUUCUUCUACGUUCCAGGAAUGGUCAAAGACAGUUGUCCUGAACAGAUAGUUAAUGAUGUCCAUUCUUCAACUGAAGUAGGAUUAGUAUCUUUCAAGAUCUCAUUCAGGAAUAAUUUCUUGCCACCUGCAAUCUACAACAGAAUAAUCGCAGCAUUUCUGUCGAUGUUUGAAAACUUUUCAGAGUCGUCAACACAACUGUUCAACAACUGUGCAAUCUUUGAACUGUCUCGCAGCAGAUGGACAGUUCUCUACAAACAAGCCCAUGAAAUCGAAGUAUUCACAUACAUCAGUGAUCGUCGGGGGAAAGCCGCAGACAUGAAAUCAUUUCACAGUGUGUACAACAUUACUUUAGACUGUCUGAAAGAUAUAUUAAAAAUUUACAGCGCCUUUCAAAAUACCUCUAUAAAACAGUCCGACUUACCUUUUGAAGUGCAGUGUCAAGGAUGCAGAAAACCCCAUUGCUAUAUAAGCAAAAGAGAUUUCCACGAUCUAGAUUGCUUUAGAUGCCCACUUCACGGUGACCAUCUCUGUAGUGUUGAUACCCUCGAAGAGAUAUUUGAAUCUAAGGAAUUCAAAGAAGAAAUGAGUGCAACGUCGAACAAAAUUGACCUCCAAUCAUGUCCUUGUCCGGCUGUCAAAGAAAAUGUGGAAUGCUUCUUAGACUAUGUAGCCAGCAAAUUCGCCGGAAGUGAAUGUGUAUUCCUAUCCGCAGCUCUUGGAUUUAGCCUAACUUUUAUAGAAAAACAACGUCACGAAUUCUCAUGUCAACAUGAACUAGCCUUCAACGUUCUGUACAACUGGAAUAACACUCACCCUCUUCCCCAAAGCAUCAACAAACUAGUACAAGCCUUGGGUGAUAUCGAGCGAAGGGACAUUGUGGAGGAGAUGAACAACUUCACAUUUCAGAAGUUCUUCGAUUCUGCCCACCUGUUAGACAUUCCGAAAUCGGACGAACGGAUUUCGGAUGAAGAUCUAGUAAUUGUAUCGAAGAAGGUGAAACAUUUCAAGCGGUUGUUUCGGUUUCUGCAGAUUUCCCAAAGGUGUGUUGAUGAAUCUGAAGGUGAACUGAAAGGAUCGCCACAAGAUUAUAUAGCACUAAUUAUAUUCUCCAAAUGGAAAGAGUCGGAUGAAAAACCGUCCAGAUUGCGUCUGUGUGCAGCAUUGCUGUACACUGGGAUGAAAGCUGUGGUAGACAAGCUAAUAGAAAAAUGGCACUCAAAAUUGUGAUCUUGAAAAUCCCGUGUAUACAUGUAUAUUUGUGAGACAUACAGGAUGCUUUUGUCUCAUACUGUAAUUAGCUAUCGUCUUGCAGGUUACUUCAAUAAAAGUUGUCUAUGGACUUUCAUAUA